AUGCCCCGAGAAAUAGAACCACCAACUAUCCAGCGAGACUUCCUGCUCGCUGCUUUGGCAGAGGGGAAACGGCUCGAUGGCCGUUUACCUCUUGAGAUGCGGCAGGUGCGGAUCGAAUUCAGAGGGGAGUUGGGAUCGUGCGAGGUACAUUUGGGCGAUACAGUAGUUCUCGCUCAGAUCACCGCUACGAUAGUCAAGCCUCGAGAUGAUCGCCCAUAUGAAGGGUUCCUGCUCAUCAACUCUGAGAUCUCGCCUAUGGCUUCGAGUUUGUACGAAGCGGGAAGAUCAAGCGAAGACGAGGUCAUGAUCACGCGCCUUCUCGAGAAGAGCAUAAGACGAACGGAAGCGGUCGAUAGGGAGGCAUUGUGCAUACUGGCGGGAGAAAAGGUGUGGCAAUUGCGCUUAUCACUCCAUUUCCUCGCGGACGAGGGAAACCUACUGGAUGCAGCAGCACUGGCAGCUAUGGGUGCUCUGCGACAUUUCCGAAAACCAGAGGUAGAGGUCCUGGGAGACGAGGUCAUAGUGCACUCGCCUGAUGAGCGAGCGCCGGUACUGCUGGCGAUACAUCAUACCCCGUUAUGCGUUUCUUUCGCCUACUACCCCGACCUUCCCCCAAUACUAGAUCCUACCCACCUCGAAUCCGUCCUCGCGACCGGCACUCUCUCCCUCACCCUCAAUGCCCAGCGUGAGCUCUGCGUCCUAUCAAAGGCGGGCGGAACACCACUGGCGGCUGACGAGAUCAUGGGCGUGGUACGGGUGGCGGUGGACCGGGUGAGGGAUCUGAUACGCACGCUGGAAGAGGCGCUGGAGAGGGACCGGGCGGAGCGGGUGGUGGAGGUGAGAUGA
Molecule: messenger RNA, 846 nt
Organism: Dioszegia hungarica
Lineage: Eukaryota; Fungi; Basidiomycota; Tremellomycetes; Tremellales; Bulleribasidiaceae
Product: ribosomal protein S5 domain 2-type protein
Exons: 6
Coding region: 1-846 (281 amino acids)
Biological process (GO): U4 snRNA 3'-end processing; exonucleolytic trimming to generate mature 3'-end of 5.8S rRNA from tricistronic rRNA transcript (SSU-rRNA, 5.8S rRNA, LSU-rRNA); nuclear polyadenylation-dependent mRNA catabolic process
Cellular component (GO): nuclear exosome (RNase complex); cytoplasmic exosome (RNase complex)
Source: RefSeq, a predicted model, not a curated record